Dendronephthya gigantea is the source of this 2395-nucleotide messenger RNA. RefSeq names its product dolichyl-diphosphooligosaccharide--protein glycosyltransferase subunit STT3A-like. Lineage: Eukaryota; Metazoa; Cnidaria; Anthozoa; Malacalcyonacea; Nephtheidae. Gene Ontology annotation, cellular component: membrane. Gene Ontology annotation, molecular function: dolichyl-diphosphooligosaccharide-protein glycotransferase activity. Bases 100 to 2238 code for a protein of 712 amino acids. Gene Ontology annotation, biological process: post-translational protein modification. The record is from RefSeq and is a predicted model, not a curated record. The transcript has 16 exons.
UCUUCCUACUAACAAAGGAGCAGUCUUGUUCCAAAACGUGGCGCAUUUUUGCGAAAUUUUCUCUCAAAAUCUCGUUCGAUUUCGCUGAAUUUUUCCAGGAUGAAGGGCCAAGAAAGUGGCUUCACGUUACCGUCGUUUCUGCCCAAGCUCUCGUUUGAAAAGCAAGAUACUUUGCUAAAACUAUGUGUGUUAUCAAUAGCAGCCAUUUUAUCAUUUGCAACCAGGUUAUUUUCUGUGCUUCGUUACGAAAGCGUUAUCCACGAAUUUGAUCCUUACUUUAAUUUCCGUACAACCAAGUUUCUGACGCAAGAAGGUUUUUAUAAUUUUCACAACUGGUUUGAUGAUCGUGCCUGGUACCCACUGGGUCGUAUUAUUGGAGGAACAAUUUAUCCAGGUCUUAUGGUGACUUCAGCAAUUCUAUAUCAUGUGAUGCAUUUCUUCCACAUCACAAUUGAAAUCCGUAAUGUCUGUGUAUUUCUUGCUCCACUUUUCUCCUCAUUUACAACAAUUGUCACAUAUCACAUGACAAAAGAACUGAAGGAUGAAGGAGCUGGUUUAGUUGCUGCUGCGAUGAUUUCUGUUGUACCGGGUUAUAUAUCUCGUUCAGUUGCUGGUUCCUAUGACAAUGAAGGAAUUGCCAUCUUUUGUAUGUUAUUAACCUACACUCUCUGGAUUAAGUCGGUCAAAACAGGUUCAUUAUUCUGGUCAACACUUUGUGCAUUGGCAUAUUUCUACAUGGUUUCCUCAUGGGGUGGUUAUGUAUUUCUGAUCAACUUAAUUCCUCUUCAUGUUCUUGCACUCAUGGCAACAGGACGCUUCUCAACUCGCAUUUAUGUUGCGUAUUGCACCGUUUAUUGUCUUGGAACUAUUUUGUCCAUGCAAAUUUCAUUCGUUGGUUUCCAACCUGUGCAAUCUAGUGAACAUAUGGCUGCCUUUGGAGUGUUUGGUUUGUGUCAAAUCCAUGCUUUCAUUGAUUAUGUUCGUGCUAAACUCACUCCAGCUCAGUUUGCUGUGUUAUUCAAAAGUGCAGUCAUAUUGCUGGGUGGAGGUGCUCUGCUGACAUUUGGUAUCCUAACAGCCAUUGGAAAAAUUUCUCCAUGGACUGGAAGAUUUUACUCGUUGCUCGACCCUUCGUAUGCCAAGAAUAACAUCCCAAUUAUUGCAUCUGUUUCUGAACAUCAGCCUACAACAUGGUCAUCAUUCUAUUUUGAUCUUCAAAUUCUUGUAUUUAUGUUCCCUGUGGGAAUGUAUUACUGUUUCUCGGGCCUGACAGAUGCUAACAUCUUCAUCAUAAUGUAUGGUGUCACCAGUAUCUACUUUGCUGGAGUCAUGGUGCGUUUGAUGUUGGUUUUGGCUCCUGUGAUGUGUAUUCUCUCUGGCAUUGGGAUAUCCUCAAUUCUGAACAAAUAUAUGAAGAACUUGGAUACGGUGAAACGUGAGAAGAAGACUUCCAAAAAAUCAGCAACAGACUCAUCCUACCCGAUGAAGAAUGAAAUGGCAACUGGAAUUGUGUUGCUGGUUACUUUCUUCCUGCUAUCAUACACGUUUCACUGCACUUGGGUCACUUCUGAGGCUUAUUCUAGUCCAUCCAUUGUUCUCUCUGCAAGACAACAAGAUGGAUCCCGAGUCAUUUUUGAUGAUUUCCGUGAAGCUUAUUAUUGGUUGAGCCAAAACACACCUGAGAAUGCAAAAAUCAUGUCGUGGUGGGAUUAUGGUUAUCAGAUAACAGCAAUGGCUAAUCGUACGAUUCUGGUUGAUAACAAUACUUGGAAUAAUACUCACAUUUCACGAGUUGGUCAGGCCAUGUCAUCGACAGAAGAUAAAGCAUACGAGAUCAUGAGAGAACUGGAUGUUGACUACGUUCUUGUCAUCUUUGGAGGCCUCACUGGAUACGCUUCUGAUGAUAUCAAUAAAUUUUUAUGGAUGGUUCGUAUCGGUGGAAGUACAGACCGCGGUUCACACAUUAAGGAAAAUGAUUACUACACCCAAACUGGCGAAUUCAGAGUGGACAAGGAGGGCUCGCCUACUUUGUUGAAUUGCUUGAUGUAUAAAAUGUGUUAUUAUCGAUUCGGUUCUGUUUAUACUGAGCAAGGCAAGCCCACUGGCUAUGAUCGUGUGAGAAACACUGAAAUUGGAAAUAAGGAAUUUGAACUUGAGGUGCUGGAAGAAGCGUACACAACGGAGCAUUGGUUAGUCCGUAUUUACAAAGUGAAGGAUUUGGAAAACAGAGGAAUCUAGUUUGUAAAACAGUCCUACCAAUUCGUCAAACUGACUCUCCUUUGCUAUCUCUAGUUGCUUUCAAAAUACAAUUACUCACAAUGCAAAUUUUAUCGGUUUUUUGCACCAGUUUUUAACGAAACAUGAAAGCUUGUUAUAAUAUAAAUGUGAAACUGAA